AUGGCAAAUGGCGGGAUCCAGAAAAAUGACGGUACAACAGGUUCUAAAACAGUACAGUUUUGGACUUAUUCAAGGGAAAUUGACAUCAUCAUGAAAAAGAUAUCGUUUCUGGAAAGGAACAUAACCAGACAACUGGACACUCUCCCACAUUUCCCAAAGACUUUGCCGCCAAAUCACGAAACACACAUAAACAGAACGAGGAGGGCGAAGGGGAGUUGGAGUACUCAGCUGAAAAACUUAUUAGGGAUUUACUCCAGGGACGAAAUCUCCACUUUGGACAAUUUAGCUGCAACGCUUCAUGACCAAGUUUUGAAACUGCAAACUAAACUGUUCCCAGUUGCCAUACUAAAACAGGUCCAUCUUAAUAAGGACAACGUAGAAAACCAAAAAAUCCUAAAAGAGAUUACAUACGAGUACCUUUCCAAGAAAAACUGCCCACGGGAGAGUAAAUUUGGCGCGUUCAUCGUCAAAAGGAUUUUUUUCGGUGAUCUAUCUCUUGGGGUUUCCAUAUUGGUCAACCGAACAGCUUUUGAGACAGUUCAAUCGUCCACUGUAGUGGUGAGAAGUUCUUUUAUUGAAAAUGAUUUCCUUUACGAAGACUAUUUGAUAUGGGGUUGUAGAAUGAAAAGACGAAAGAAAUUCAAAAGGAAAAUCUUAUUUAUUUCUACUACAAUAAAUUUCAAUUAUCAAACUAAAGUUUAA
Messenger RNA from Saccharomyces eubayanus, 702 nucleotides. RefSeq names its product Sdd1p (gene SDD1). Bases 1 to 702 code for a protein of 233 amino acids. The record is from RefSeq and is a predicted model, not a curated record. Lineage: Eukaryota; Fungi; Ascomycota; Saccharomycetes; Saccharomycetales; Saccharomycetaceae. The transcript has a single exon.